AUGCAGCACGUUAUAAGCUCGUCGUCCACAAAACAUGGCGAAGGAAUAGCGAUUGUCGAGAGUAUGAAAUUAUUUGUGUCAGAUUUGUGUAUUUUGGGGUCAAUGCCUAUUCUGUAAUAUCACAAAGGAGAUGUCUUCAAUACAUUUUGUAGUCCACCCUCUCCCAGGAAGUGAAGAUCAACUCAAUGACAGGCUCAAAGAGGUUUCUGAAAAGUUGAAUCGUUUUGGAUCUGCCACCCCAGCUGCUCUCAGUAGUCUCAAAAUUCCUGUGAAGCGUAUUGUGGUUGGUCCAAGUCACUUUGCUCUGCUCUUGGAGGAUGGACGUGUUUGUAGAGUCUCAUUCUCCAUUAUCUCAGAUCGACUUGAUCUUAGCAAAAAUGAUCCCAAUAAAAGCAACAUCAAUAAUAGCAAGGUUGGCAGCACUGGUGGUGCAGGUUCAAGCUCGAACAGUCGUCAGCUUACAAGGACACGUGCUCGCAUUAUGCGCUCGAAUGCUUCCCUGCGGGGUGCUGCUGGUGGAGCUGGUCAGGCAGCUGGAGGCCGUGGUACACCUGGAGUAAUCAUGGGAGCAGGGGCUGGUGCAGGAGGGGCUGGUGGAGGAUCACGACCUAUUGUACCUGCCCCCUAUGUGCCUGAGGAAUUGGUGUCACAGGCACAGGUUGUGUUGCAGGGGAAGAGUAGGAAUCUCAUCAUUAGGGAACUGCAGCGUACCAACCUAGAUGUUAAUCUGGCAGUAAACAACCUUUUGAGCCGUGAUGAUGAAGAAGGAGAUGAUGCAGAUGAUGCACCAGAUUCCUAUGUUCCAGAAGAUCUGAUAUCACUAUUAGAUGGUGGUUUCCAUUCUGAACAUUCCGUUAUCAUUGAUGCUGAUGCAAUGUUUUCUGAGGACAUGUUUGGGUAUUCAGCCAUGAGAAGUCGUGGAAGUACCAGUAGUCGCCGUCUUACAGCUGACAGAGACCGUGAAUCAGACAGGGAUCGGGACAGAGAUCGAGAUAGCUUUUCCCGAUGGAGAGAUCGCCAAUACUUCGGGCCACGACGUUGGCUUGAAUCUGCUCUACGUGAUUCCACGUGGGAUAAAGAUCCGGAAAACAAAAAGAAGGAAUUUGCAGCCCAAAGCCCGCUUUGGAUGUCAGAUGAACUGGAGUUUUGGCCAGAGAGAGGAGAGCCAUUGCCACAGUUCAGUUUACUGGCAGCACUGUACAGUGAACUGAUAGCAGUGACAGUCAGUGGUCAGCUGUACCAAUGGAAAUGGAAUGAAGCUGAGCCAUACAGACACUCAGAGAAUGUCAAUAUUCAUCAUCCUAAAACAGUGGCAUUGGGUCUACUGUCAGAGCGAAUAGUUCAGAUAUCAGCAACAGUUAUCCGUUGCUCUGUUGCAACAGAAAGUGGCAAGGUAGCCACUUGGUUGGAUGAACUUCUAAAUCAUGCAGCUGUUAAGUUAGAACACCCAGCCCAGAGCUUCACAGAGUUCACUGUUGAUCACAUUGUCUCACUUCAUACAUGUACUCUUUAUACUGUAGCUAGGCUGGAAAGUGGAGCUUUAUACUGGUGGGGUGUUCUGCCAUUUGGUCAGCGCAAGCGGUUGUGGGAAAAGCAUCGUGCAAAGUCUCGUAAACACCGACCUUCUACUGUGACAGCUGACAUUGUGUGUGGAAGUCAAGUGUGCAUGAAGAAUAGUCCCAUGUACCAACCAGGGGCCGUUGGCUUCACAAUAUCAGGUGGUGUUCCUAAGGUUGGCCAGUUGCUGAAUGCUGCUUGGAAUUUAACGGACUUGUGUCGCUUCAAACUAAUAACAGCUGCACCGCCAACACCACAUCUCAGUGCUUCAUCCACACCUGAGCAUCGUCGUGGAGCAGACAGCAGCAGUGGUAAUAACAGUGGAUCUGGAGUAACUGCAGCAAGCAGCCUUCCAGCACCUGGCAGCAGUGGAAACAAAAAUACCCUGCAUAAAGAGACUGCUGAUAGACUGGACAUGCCCCCUCCUCCUUCUCCUGCAUCCAGUACCUGCAGUGACACAGGCAGUAUUACAACUAGCCACAAAAGACAGAAGCGCCCAGCACCUAAGGGAGAAGAUACGGAGAAGAAGGACGAAGAGGAGUGGCAGCUGAAGGAUGUAGUGUUUGUGGAGGAUGUGAAGAGUGUGCCAGUUGGUCGAGUAUUGAAAGUUGAUGGGGCUCAUGUAGCAGUUCGUUUUCCAUGCACCAAGGAUUCAAAGGAAAUUAAAGAUCUUACAGCUGAUGAUACUGUUAACCUUCUACAAGAUUGCAGGCUCAUGAGAAAGGAUGAGCUCCAGGUGAUUAAAUCUGGAACUACUUCCCGUGCCCCAGAUUGCUUUCAGCGCAUCCCACGCAGAGUAAAUAUAGCUGAAGGAGGCCAGAUCCUCACAAUCACAGUUGAUGGACAGGGUAUUCAUGCAAUAGUGAAAACAGGUAUGAAAUUGAGCUACAUUAUCUACAAUCUGAGCAGUGGCAGAGCAGAACAAGACAGCCCAUUCCCAUCAGAUACAGGUUCAUUCCUGGGACUGGAACCACAAAACAUCAAUCUUACAAGUGCAGGAGAGACAAGUGAGAGUGUACUGAUCCUGAGAGAUGGUAACAGUACAAUUUAUCCACUUGCGAAGGAUUGUGUGGACAGUAUUCGGGAUCCUCACUGGCUAGAUCUCCCACCAGUGCGGUGUGUAGGAGCUGGAACUCAUGCCCUUAGUGUUGCUACUGGUUCUAAUCUGAAGAAUCAAGUGGCUGUCAUUGUCCUAGCCUUGGAAUCCCAAGUUCUCAUGCCUAGAAUACUGCGAUGUGACUUUGAAGGUGUUAAGCAAGUGUUGCUGAAUCUCGAACAAGAAGCUAGUAAGUAUAAUGAAUGCUGCAAUGAUGUAGGAUCUGCACUGCAGGGUAUAUUGAUGGAACGGUGUGAUGGUAAUCGUAAUAUUUUCCAUGCAUGUGUCACAAUGUGUACACCAACAUCAAACAAGGAUGGAGAUCAAGAGGGAAGUAAUAGCACUAACAACUCAGGACUUGAGUCUAUCAACGUGAUAACCAAUGCUUUGGGUUCCCGCUCAGUGAGUCUGCGUGAGAUGAUGCGAAGAGCCACAGCUGCAGUUAGAUCAUCUGAACGUGAUAUGGCUGUGGAUGGAGGAGCACAUCAACCAUUGGCAGAUGAAGCCAUUCCAACCUUGAGCUGGCCACCAGAGACAUUUGACCCAACAUCUGGUGAUGAGGACAGUCUUAUGGGUCUUGGGGCCUCAAAUACGCCUAACACAAAACCCACAACCAGCAGUUCAGGCUCUGGUGUGACAUGUAGUAAUUCAUAUGUUGUGGACCCAACAGAACGCAAGAACAAUGCACUAAUGGCACUGCAAUUGUUGUGUGAGAGUUCUGCUUUAAGUUCACACCUAAAGGAAAUGCUUGUUGCCAAAGAUGCACAAGGGCUCACACCAUUCAUGUUGGCAGUAACCUCACGUGCAUAUGCGGCAGCUCUAACACUUCUCGAUACAAUCCAGCGUGUGGCAAACAAGGAAACGACUCCUCCUCCUAGUCCAUUGGCAGUUCCAUCAUCAUUACCUACAGCUGAGCCACAAACUGCUGGUGUUCCCUCAGUUUCUGAAUCAUCCCAGCAGCAACAGAAGGCUUGUGCAGUAGCUGCCAUGGUGUACCCUAUUGGUUCAAAUCCAGAUGAUUCGCCACUUCAUGUUGUUUGCUGUAAUGAUACAUGCAGUUUUACGUGGACUGGAGCUGAACACAUCAAUCAGGAUAUCUUUGAAUGUCGCACAUGUGGUUUGACUGGUUCAUUGUGUUGCUGCACGGAAUGUGCCAGAGUGUGUCACAAGGGUCAUGACUGCAAGUUGAAGCGUACUUCCCCCACAGCUUACUGUGACUGCUGGGAGAAGUGCAAAUGCAAAGCCCUGAUUAUGGGUCAGCAAGCAGCGCGCUAUAACUUGCUGUGUCGACUUGUCACUGAGACUGAACUUGUUUCUCAGCCAAACAGCAGAGGUGAGAGCAUUCUGCUCUUCCUGGUUCAGACUGUAGGACGCCAGUCAGUGGAGCAGCGCCAGUAUCGAGCUGCAAGACCAAGAAGUGCAUCUGCGUCCAGUAGGAAAACACCAUCAUCAGACCUUGAGCCAGAUGUACCAGAUCAUGAUUUGGAGCCUCCCCGGUUCAGUAGAAGGGCAUUGGAAAGACUUCUCAGUGACUGGUCAGCAGUGCGUGGGAUGAUUAUGUCUGGUGUGAAAGAGGUGUUUUCAACUUCACAACCUGUUUAUGAAGACCAAACUUAUUUGCAGAGUCAGACUGGAACAACUUUAUUAGACAAGUUUACAUAUUGCCUUUUGGUGAAGUGCAGUGCUGAGAUGUUAGAUACUCUUUUAACUACACUUAUCAGAGAGCUCCAAAAUGAAUCACCCCCUAGUCGUUUAGCAGAUGCGAAGGUGGUAGCACGCCGGUUUGUACGUUCUGUAGCUCGUAUAUUUGUCAUUUUCAGCAUUGAGAUGGCUCCAACAACCAGUAAAAGAAGGGGUUUGAACAGCAUGUCUCAGCCACUGGUGAAGUGCAAGAGAGUUUUCCAAGCAUUGAUCAAACUGGCAGUAGAGGAGUUGUGUGAAACAGCCGACUCACUUAUAGCUCCUGUCCGGCUAGGGGUGGCUCGACCAACUGCUCCUUUCACUCUUGCCAGUUCCACAAUUGAUGUAAUUAAUGGUUCUGAGGAGUUGUUUUCUGUAGAACCUCUGACUCCUCAUGGUGGGUAUCUGGCAGGAGGACGACCUCUAGUUGGCAACAUGACUGGGUCAUCUCGUGGUGCAGAGGUGUCUCGUCCUGGACUGGCAGCCAGUGUUGCUCGAGCCAGAGCAGCAGCAGCUGCAGUAAUGAUGCUAGAUGAUGCUGAUGCAGUAGAAGGUUUGGUUGCUGAGGAUGGAGAUGGUGAAGGCAGUGAGCAAGAGGAUAAUGCAGAUAGGAGUGGUGGUGUAGGCGUGGGAAAUGGGGAAGCAAUGGAAGCAGAAGUUGGAGAUCUGGUAGGAGGAGUGGGGGGGCCAGGAGAUGAUGCCCAGGGAGAUGGGGAAUCAGAUAAUGAACUAGACCUUCUGGCAGAAACAGAAUCAGACUCAGAUGAUAACCAUAGCAACCAAGAUGCAGCUUCAGCUCAGCGGAGUGUGCAGACUGGAGCUACUGCAGGAUCUGACACAGGCAUUGCCUCACUGCUGCUGUUCCCAGAGGAUGAUUCGGCAGAGUCAAGCCAGCAAGAAGAUGAUGAGUCUGAGGCAGGUGAAACUGAUGAGCAGGACACAGAGGAAUUUGCCCUAGCAGAUGAGCAACUGGAACGCAGAAGCUCGAGUACUGGUCAUGGUCACCGUAAUCACCUGGCUCCACAGUCAAUGCAGUGGGCAAUACGCAACCGUGAAACAGGGGCAAGAGCAGGAGGUGUGCGUGUUGCAGGUGGAAGCAGCUUGGUGUUUAUCGAUCCUUCAUCCCUGCGACGUUCGACCACUGCAACCGCUGCUGUUGCCGCUGCUGCAGCCAACCAGGAGCCAGUCACUAUGGCAACAACGGCAAGUUGCUUGGCAAGAGCUUUUGGUAUUGUUGUGCGUCAAAUAGCAGAUCUUCUCACCAUGCUUCAGGACUAUCAUGCACUUGCGCCUGCGUUGCCAAGAACACUUGAUAUAUCGUAUCAAGAAUCCAUUAAUUUGCAGUUAUACCUGGAGUAUCAUCUCAAGCCCACAUGGGAUUGGCUGCUAACAGUGAUGGAUUCAACAGAAGCUCAGCUCCGAUUUGGUGCUUCUCUGACACAUUCAUCAGAUCCAACACAUCCAGGUCACCCACUGCAUCAGACAGCGGGUCUUGGACUAGGUGUUGCAGGAGGACUUGGAGGACUUCUUGGUUCUGCUGCCCUGUCACUCUCUGUGUUAGGAGGGGGAUCUAGCUCUUCUGGGACCACAGCAGUGACUGGAGGCACCAGGAGUUCUGGCCAUAGAGCAGUGUCUUCAAAUUCUGCUGCCACUACAACUGGCACAAGAAUUGUUGGGUUUGCAACUGGAGGUGUGGAUGCGCCAAGGACUGCUCGGGAGAGAGAAGCUGCAGAUCCACACUCUGCACGAAGAGAUUUCCUAUCAUAUUGCCUGUCUCUGAUGCGAGCACAUAAUGCAGAACAUCUUGAUAGUCUGCCAAUACUUGAUGUGUCUGCUUUGAAGCACAUUGCAUAUGUAUUUGAUGCUUUAAUCUACUACAUGCGGUCUGGUACAGAAAGUCCUGACGCUGAUGUACUUCGUGAUGGGCUACCAAUGGAGUCUUGGAAUGAUCAGGAUGAAAAUGAUAAUGAUGAGGGUGAUGAUGAAUUGAAUCACUCAGUUGCGAUGGAAACUGAGUCAGUGGAUGAUCAGGAAACUGUUGGACCUGGAACUGGAGUAUUGAGUAUGAGUGCCGUUAGUCCCAAUGGGAAAGGACGCAAGAAUCCAUUUCUUCAGCGUUCAGACUCUACUUUGUGUUUGGGUUGUCCACCACCAGAUCCCUUUGACACGCCUAUGUCUGAAGCUUUACCUCUAGCAGACCAACCACAUUUGUUACAACCCAAUGCAAGAAGAGAGGAGCUCUUUGGGAUGCCUAAACAACCAAUUACAGUGCCAGCAUCAGGCACAAGUCCACCAGGAACAUACAAUCCACUAGAAGUUUUGCCAACCCGACUAGGUUUGUCCAUGAGAACUGCAGAUAAUACAAAUGGAAGCCCAUGCAUGAAUGCAGCUAGCAACACACACUUAGGACCUGGACCCAGUAGCAACAGUGGCACAGAAGAAAGACAUAUAUCAGCUACUCCAGAAGUAACAACUGUCAAACCACAGCCCCAGUCAAGCCCUAGUAAACCUCUUCCCGAAGAUACCAACAUGAAUAAAGAACAAAUUCCAUUUCACAGGACAAGUUUUGAUGCAUUUGACCACCUCUUCCGUGAGAUUGAGGAAGAAGAAACAGCACAAAUGAAAUUGAAUGAUCCAAGUCCAGAUAUUAACAUGAGCUCUGCACCACUGGUAGCAACAACAGAGGAAGGUCCUCAGGAUCUAUCAUUCAGCAAGGAACCGCAGCCACUGCUGCCGCCGCCACCACCUCCGCCACCACCAUCAACAACAGCAGCAGCAACAACUACUACUACUACUACUACUACUGCUGCUGCUACUGCUACUGCUAUAGCCAUUACUAAUUCAGCACCUGUUACCAAGAUGGAAGUUGACAAUGAAGAUUCAGGAGAUUUUGUUUCAGAUUCCGAUUCAAGCGGUCCAUUUGCUCGCUUGGCUGCAAGUGUAAAACCUCAGGCAUUUAAUGAAAGGAAAACAUCACAGACCGAUAUAAUUGUAUCUGAAGGACCAGCUGACCUUAGUAAACCAGGCCCAAGUGGUAUGCAAACAUCUGGAAGUGCAGCUGAUAUUCAAACAGCGACAAGUUUGCAGGAAUUGGCUUGUGGGAGCACAGCAGCCUCUUCUGCUUCUGCAGACACAUCCUUGUCUGAAGAGAGUCGGAAAUUGAUGGAGCAGAACCGAGCCCCAAUCAUUGUUUCGCCUCGCAAAGUGGCAGCUGCACUUGCAAAUGCAAUUGCUUGCUUUGGAGAACAGACCCCUUCAGCUACACCUUUAUCAACAGCUGUAUCAACACCGCCUGUCAAAAGUGUAAUAGUUCGUGCUGGUCCUGGGCCAACUACGAGUGCUUCUUCUCACCGCACUGAUGCACCUGAUGUGUUGGUUGUUCCAACAACAGACUCCAGGCAGCAUGGUGAUGGCCAUGGACUUGACAGUGUUGGCGGAAGUCAUGAAAUCUCUGCCCAUGUUACUGUUGAGACAAGUCGAACACAUGAUCAGCCUAGGCCUCAUCCUACAAUUGGUCAGUCAGUAUCUCAUGAUCUUCUUCUUGGUCGAUGGAGAUUAUCUCUAGACCUAUUUGGGCGUGUCUUCAUGGAAGAUGUGGGACUGGAGCCUGGUUCUGUUGUGUCUGAGCUGGGAGGGUUUCCUGUCAAGGAAGCUAAGUUCCGUCGUGAAAUGGAAAAACUACGUAAUGGCCAGCAGCGGGACCUGACUUUGGCAAAGGUUGAAAGGGAAAGAACACAACUGAUAAUACAAACAAUGAAGGAAUUAAAUACACAGUACAACAAUUAUCACCGUAGAGCUUCAAGUUCGCAACCUCCACUGGCUGUCAAUCGCGUCAAAGUCACAUUUAAGGAUGAACCUGGUGAAGGCUCAGGGGUUGCUCGAAGUUUUUAUACUGCUAUAGCUGAGGCACUGUUGGCCAAUGAGAAGUUACCAAAUUUGGAAGCAGCUCAGGUUGGCACCAAGUAUGCUCCCUACAAUGUACUGCAAAGAUUAAGAACACGUGAGAGGGAGAACAUACGUCGGCAUGCUCAGGCCCAGCGUUCAUCACAGCGCUGUCGAGAGCCACGUCGUUCUUUGUCCUUCGAUGCCCGCCCCUUUUCUCCACCUGGUGCUGAAAGCAGUAAUAACUCCUCAGGUGGUGGUAGUGGUGGAAACAGUGGUCACAAUGAACAUCUUACAUUACACCAGCAACAACUUGGAGAUCGGUUGUAUCCAAAAGUACAGCUUCUGCGUCCAUCAUUUGCCAACAAAAUUACUGGUAUGCUCCUUGAAUUGACCCCAGCACAGCUGCUGAUGCUCCUAGCUUCAGAAGAUGCUCUGCGACAAAAAGUUGAAGAGGCAAUGGAGCUCAUAUUGAAUCAUGGACAAGAGCUUGCAUCUGAGGCACUGCUAGAUCUAGAUGUGUUCAGCCUGUCAGAAAGAGGGAAGAAAUCUGGAAGUGGAGCAUCAAGAAGUUCAGAAACUGAAGAACCUGCAGAUGAUAGCGAAGACAACUCACCCUUGUUCUAUAGUCCUGGCAAGAGAGGUUUCUAUUCUCCGCGCCAGGGAAAGGCUAGCUUUGAGAGGCUGAAUGCUUUCCGGAAUGUUGGGAGGUUGAUUGGUCUGUGUCUCCUGCAGAAUGAAUUAUGCCCCAUUUUCUUGAAUCGUCAUGUGAUGAAGUAUAUCCUUGGUCGACCUAUUAGAUUUCAUGACUUAGCAUUUUUUGAUCCAGUCAUAUAUGAGAGUCUGCGGCAGUUGGUUGUGGAUGCAGAAACUAAAGAUAGUAAUAGCCUUUUCUCGGCACUUGAUCUCACUUUCAGCAUUGAUUUGAGUGUAGAGGAAGGAGGUGGUACCAUGGAACUUGUAUCUGGUGGUCGUGACAUGGAGGUCACUGCACAGAACGUUUAUGACUAUGUGCGAAAAUAUGCUGAGUAUCGCAUGAUUAAAGCACAGGAAAAAGCCAUUGAGGCACUGCGUACAGGUGUAUUUGAUGUCCUACCAGCCGGUUCGUUGGAUGGGCUUACAGCGGAGGAUUUGCGGCUGUUACUGAAUGGUGUUGGUGAUAUCAAUGUGGCUGUUCUAAUCUCUUAUACCAGUUUUAAUGACGAAUCAGGCGAAUCAAGCGAACGUCUUUUGAAAUUCAAACGUUGGCUGUGGUCCAUAGUAGAGAAAAUGUCUCACAUUGAGAGACAAGAUCUGGUGUAUUUUUGGACAGGCUCCCCUGCAUUACCUGCUAGUGAGGAUGGAUUCCAGCCCAUGCCAAGCGUGACAAUCCGACCCGCAGACGAUUCUCAUCUGCCAACAGCAAACACCUGCAUCUCACGUCUCUACAUCCCAUUGUAUAGCAGUCGUGCAGUGCUUCGUCACAAGCUGCUGCUUGCCAUCAAGACCAAGAACUUUGGCUUCGUAUGAACCUCUGUCCUAUACAUAGGCGUUAUGUGAACUGGAAAGACAGUCCGUGCUGCUCACUCUUACCUUCAGGGGUUUGUGGACCCAUAAGACAUAAGUCAUGACUUUCUUAUUGGCCUAGUUCAUGUGAUGUGGCAUCUAAUUCUUGAGUUUCGAGUGAAAUGUAGCUGUACGAAAUGGAAUCUGUCAAUGCAUUGGGUGAACAUUAGAGUUUGUAAGCAAAGUUACUAAAUGGUAUUGAAGUAAGAAAAAUUGUCAUCUCUUUUAAGACAUGUAAUAAAUUAUUUAACAACAUGAUGUACUGUAUUGUAUACAAAGGAGGAUAAACUCAUGUGAAAAUAGAUAAGUAAGUGUUCCCUUCAGUCAUCUGAUCUUUUAGUUCAGCAGUUCAAUUGAUCAAAAAUUCGACACUCCAGUUUCAGUUUGUUACAUUUGUAACAAACAAGUAAGAACUCAUCAUCCUUCCUUUUCUUCAUGUUAGUAUAUUUUCUUUUAGAUGAAGUUAAAACUUGCUUCUUGUGAGAAAAUAAAUGUUCUUUUUCAGUAAAUUCUAGUUGUUUUUGGUUCACACAAAACUAAGAGCCACAAAUCUGCAUUAAAAGAUUCCAAAUUUUGAAGUGUGAUGUGAUCACAGCAACUAUUAAACUUUAUUGAUGAGAGCAUGAAGGUCAUGCUGCGAUGCAAUUGAAAUGUGUAUUAGUGUAAAAGUGGCAUAUUGCCUUGUGAAAGGUUGUAAUUCUGUGACAGUGAUUGAAACAUGGAAACUCUAUUUCUUUUUCCAGACAGGCAUGCAGUUUUAUGUAGAAAAGUGCAUAUAUUUACACACACACAAAAUUUAGUAUGACUGAUUACUAAGAAGGAUGUAUUGUCGUUUUCAAAACAAAUAUAGUGAUUACAAGUUU
This is a messenger RNA of Zootermopsis nevadensis, 10623 nucleotides long. It is a transcript of the gene hyd, whose product is annotated as E3 ubiquitin-protein ligase hyd. Gene Ontology annotation, molecular function: ubiquitin-ubiquitin ligase activity; RNA binding; zinc ion binding. The record is from RefSeq and is a predicted model, not a curated record. Gene Ontology annotation, cellular component: cytoplasm; nucleus. NCBI's taxonomy places the organism in Eukaryota, Metazoa, Arthropoda, Insecta, Blattodea, Termopsidae. Gene Ontology annotation, biological process: positive regulation of canonical Wnt signaling pathway; protein polyubiquitination.